Vitis riparia (riverbank grape) is the source of this 2608-nucleotide messenger RNA. RefSeq names its product xyloglucan glycosyltransferase 4. The record is from RefSeq and is a predicted model, not a curated record. Gene Ontology annotation, cellular component: Golgi apparatus. Gene Ontology annotation, molecular function: glycosyltransferase activity. NCBI's taxonomy places the organism in Eukaryota, Viridiplantae, Streptophyta, Magnoliopsida, Vitales, Vitaceae. The transcript has 4 exons. The coding region runs from base 457 to 2451 and encodes 664 amino acids.
UCCAUUGGAAAUUACAGGCCACCAAACCAAUCACAGCCCAGAGAGAGAGAGAUUUUCAUGGCAAUGGAUCUGUAUUUUGGCUGGCUCUAGCUGUCAAUUCGCCGAAAACAUAUCAAUGCCUGUGUGGGAGUCCAAGUCUAGGCUUGAAGUGAACUCACCUGAUUAUUUCUCAGCACAGUGACAGUCCACAUACUAUAUAACCUUCUCUUCUUUUUGUUUACUAGUAGCAGCCCUCACAAGCAUUUCAGAAUUCAGUGUUUUCUCUCAUCUCUCACAGAUGACAAUGGCUUCUUGAUUUGCUUUCCUGCUUCAUAGCUUCAUCUGAAUUUCUGGUUUCUGUUCCAUUUUCCUUUCAUGGUUUCAUAGCUUCAUAAUUGAAUUCCCAGUACCAUCUGUUGCUUUUCGUCUGAAGUUUUGAUCUGGGUGUUGGUUUUUCUUCUGGGAAUUCUGGGGAAAAUGGCUCCAAGCUCGGUUGUACUCACAAUCGAAAAGCCUAGCAACUUCUCUUUAGUGGAGAUCACAGGUUCAAAGACAUCCAUGUUUCCCGAGAAGGAAAAGGCUGCUAGUCCCAAGCAGUUUACAUGGGUUCUUCUCUUGAAAGUUCACAGAGCUCUUGCUUGCCUUUCAUGGCUGGCGACUGGUGCGCGGACUGUGUUUGUUGCAGCCAAGAAGCGUUUGGCCUUAUCUGAGAUAAAGGAAGAAGAACCCACGAACAGGGGAAGGUUGUACAGAUUCAUCAGAGCUUUUGUCUUCAUUUCAAUAGUGGCUUUGUUCAUGGAAGUCAUUGCCCAUUUCAAGAAAUGGAAUUUGAAUCUGAUUCAGCCAUUGGAGGUCCAGGGCCUUGUGCAGUGGUCCUACAUGGCUUGGCUGUCCUUCAGAGUUGAUUACAUUGCCCCUUUGGUUCUAAUUCUUUCCAAAUUCUGCAUUGUCCUUUUCUUGAUUCAAUCUCUCGAUCGGCUUUUUCUCUGUUUUGGCUGUUUCUGGAUUAAGCACAAGAAGUUGAAGCCCGAGAUGGAUGCAGACGCCUAUGACAUUGAGGAUGGCUCAAGUUUCCCAAUGGUCCUUGUUCAGAUUCCAAUGUGCAAUGAAAAAGAGGUAUAUGCACAAUCAAUCUCUGCAGUCUGUCAGCUGGAUUGGCCGAGGGAGCGCCUCCUGAUUCAAGUUCUCGAUGACUCAGACGAUGAAAAUGUACAGCUACUAAUAAAAAAUGAAGUCUCUUCAUGGAACCAGAAAGGGGUGAACAUAAUCUACAGACAUCGAUUUGUAAGAACCGGGUACAAAGCUGGCAAUCUGAAAUCAGCCAUGGCCUGUGACUAUGUUAAAGACUACGAGUUUGUUGCCAUUUUCGACGCAGACUUCCAGCCCAAUCCUGAUUUCCUCAAGCAAACAAUCCCUCACUUUAAGGGAAAUCCUGAGGUGGGUCUUGUCCAGGCUCGGUGGUCUUUUGUGAACAAGGAUGAGAAUCUACUCACUAGGCUCCAGAACAUCAAUCUGUGCUUCCAUUUCGAGGUGGAACAGCAAGUCAAUGGCCUUUUCCUCGAAUUCUUCGGGUUCAAUGGGACUGCAGGGGUGUGGAGAAUUAAGGCCUUAGAGGAGUCAGGAGGAUGGCUGGAGAGAACAACAGUUGAGGAUAUGGACAUUGCCGUCCGAGCCCACUUGCAUGGGUGGAAGUUCAUCUUCCUCAAUGAUGUCAAAGUGCCCUGUGAAUUACCGGAGUCCUAUGAAGCUUACAAGAAGCAGCAGCAUCGCUGGCAUUCUGGUCCAAUGCAGCUCUUCAGAUUAUGCCUCCCUGCUAUCGUAACCUCCAAGAUGGGGAUAUGGAAGAAGGCCAAUUUGAUAUUCCUGUUCUUUCUUCUAAGGAAACUAAUUCUUCCCUUCUACUCAUUCACACUCUUCUGUAUCAUACUUCCAUUAACCAUGUUCAUACCGGAGGCCGAAUUGCCUGUUUGGGUGAUCUGCUACAUCCCCAUUUUCAUGUCCCUUUUGAACAUUCUCCCAGCCCCAAAAUCAUUCCCAUUCCUAGUCCCAUACCUACUAUUCGAAAACACAAUGUCUGUCACAAAAUUCAAUGCCAUGGUAUCAGGGCUAUUUCAGCUGGGAAGCGCCUACGAAUGGGUGGUGACAAAGAAGACAGGCAGGUCAUCAGAAUCAGACUUACUAGCCAUGGCAGAGAAGGAAUCAAAGUCUUCAAACCAAGAAAAGAUCCAGAGGAGACUAUCUGAAUCUGGCCUGGAAAUGCUAAGCAAAGUGAAGGAACAGAAGGCCCCUCAUCUGAAGAAGAAGAAGAGAAACAGGCUCUACAGGAAGGAGCUGGCACUGGCUUUUCUUCUGCUCACUGCCUCUGCAAGAAGCCUACUGUCAGCUCACGGGGUUCACUUCUACUUCUUGCUUUUCCAGGGACUGUCUUUUCUGGUGGUGGGAUUGGACCUAAUUGGGGAGCAGAUAAGCUGAAAAUUGGAAUAUGUAAAUUAAUUUCCUAGCUUGAGCUUAUGUUUUUGGUAGCUUAUACUACAACUGAUGGUUUGGGAUUGGAUUUGAUUUCAGAUUAGGAGUAAUUUCAUAUUGAAACAGUACUAAAAAGGAGUUGACAGAUGAAGGUUGAAUUCUA